Molecule: messenger RNA, 1539 nt
Organism: Gambusia affinis (western mosquitofish)
Lineage: Eukaryota; Metazoa; Chordata; Actinopteri; Cyprinodontiformes; Poeciliidae
Product: dual specificity phosphatase 29-like
Exons: 4
Coding region: 189-830 (213 amino acids)
Biological process (GO): protein dephosphorylation; negative regulation of MAPK cascade
Cellular component (GO): cytoplasm
Molecular function (GO): protein tyrosine/serine/threonine phosphatase activity; MAP kinase phosphatase activity
Source: RefSeq, a predicted model, not a curated record
GUCAGUGUCUUUAGUCUUUCUGUGUUAGAAGAUCUCUGUUCAUAUUCUCACUCACAUAUUCAUUGCAUGUGUUUCUUAAGAGAAGGUGGUCUGCUUUCUGCUUAGUGACAGAUUUAAAUAAGGGCCGACUGUGCUGCAUGUUUCAGGUGUUUUCCUGCUACCAUCCUUAAUGGUAAAAGGAAGAGGUAAUGACCUCGUGUGCAGUGACAUCUAAGAGGAAUCCAUAUGCAGCAGUGCAGGUUGACCCCGACAGUGAUUACAUCACACCAGGUACAUUAGACCUGGAGCAGCUCUUCUGGGCAGGCACCACAGCUCCAUACAUCCAUGUCAACCAGGUCUGGCCAAGAAUUUACAUUGGAGAUGAGAAAACUGCUCUCGAGCGUCCUGAGCUUAAGGACUUGGGUGUCACUCAUGUCCUGAAUGCAGCAGAAGGAAAGUGGAACAAUGUGCUGACUGGUGCUAAUUACUACAAAGACCUGAACAUCCAUUAUCUUGGUGUGGAAGCUGAUGACAAACCCACAUUCAACAUCUCCCAGUACUUCCUCCCUGCAGCAGAGUUUAUCCACGAGGCCCUCAGCCAACCACAGAACAAGGUGCUGGUUCACUGUGUGAUGGGCCGAAGCAGGUCAGCCACUUUGGUCUUGGCGUACCUGAUGAUGAAGCACAGCUUAACUGUAGUGGAAGCUAUUGAGCAUGUGCAGCAGAAGCGCUGCAUCCUGCCUAAUCACGGCUUCCUGAAACAGCUCAGAGCACUGGACAUCACACUGCAAGAGGACAAGCUGAGACAGAAAAGACACAUGGAAAACCAAGAAGGCAAAAAAACAACAUGAUAUACCUCUGUACUUUAUUCUCUCUGUGAUGUAGCCUGAUUUUUACAUAAGUGUGUAUUUUUUAAUGUGGAUUUUUUAAAAUCCACACAGGAACAAUCUAACGACUUAACGGACUACAAACUGAACCUCUGAAAAGGGCAUUUUGUAGCAUCUUGGAUUACCUUGACUUCUACAUUUCUUAUUAUGAUUAGUUCAGUUCAUAUAAAUCUGUCGAUUUUCUUGCACUCACCUGGUUUGCACGCAUAAAUCAAAUCCCAUUUUUAUCAAAGUUGAGCUUGAGGCUAUGGGUGGAUCACUCCAAAACCUUAACAUUACCUAAUCUUAUAUGGUUUUGAGUUCAGCUUUGGGUGUGUGUGUGUGUGUGUGUGUGUGUGUACUGGUUUUCCUGUUUUAAGAUAUCCCUGCAUGUCUGCGCCUUUAUCAUUCCAUCGGUUUCUGGGAUUUGUUUCAUUCAUUUUUCUGAGUCAUUUUUCCUCUGUUUCUCCCUUGUAGUCUAAGCUUUCUGCUUCUCCUCAAAAUAGCUAUGUGUUAGUAACCAAUUAUCUGUUUUCACACCAGGAACCUUCUCCCCAGCAAACACUUACCCAGUGUCCUCAUCUUUGUUAGAUCUUCAUUUUUUCCUCCUCCUGUCUUGCCAGUUACCUCUUUGGAGGUUCAUGUCUCUAUGUUUCCUGUUACUUAUGUUAGUUUACUCCUCAGGUUUUCAUUA